GCGGGGCCGGUAAGGGCUGGGACGACCCCGGCGGAGGUCGGACGGCGCCCGGCAAGGGCAGCGCCCGCCGGGGCUGCGAGAUCGCCCGCCGGGCUGCCCGCGGCUCAUGUCUGCCGUGCCCCGGCGAGGGUGACUGGGGACGGCUCCAGCUCCCUCUCCGCCGCGGGAGGUAAAUUCCUGUCAGCGCCCCGCAGAGUUGUCGGCUCCGCGGUGAGUCCACCUGGCUGCCCGUGUAUUUAAAAGCAGAAAAAGAAAAAUUAAAAGGUUUGCUGGACGGUCAGACUGAAAGGAAAAUGGUAACGGAGUCUGAUAAACUCACCAGUAACAACUGUUCCGAGUAUCCUCUUUUGCUUUAUGCAGGUGAAGCCUCUGGGAAAGCCCUGUUAGAGAGGAGCGCCGGGGGACGCCCCUGGCCGUCAGCCAUGGCCGUACCUAUCGCGGUUCUUGACUGCGACCUCUUGCUCUAUGGCCGCGGACACAGGACUUUGGAUCGCUUCAAGCUGGAGGAUGUCACGGAUGAGUAUCUAGUAUCCACCUACGGCUUUCCCCGACAGUUCAUUUGCUACCUAGUGGAUCUCCUGGGAGCCACUCUCUCACGCCCUACACAACGGUCCAGGGCCAUCAGUCCAGAGACGCAAAUCCUUGCUGCAUUGGGUUUCUAUACGUCUGGCUCCUUCCAGACUCGCAUGGGGGAUGCUAUGGGCAUUAGCCAAGCCUCGAUGAGCCGCUGUGUUGCCAAUGUAACCGAGGCACUGGUGGAAAGAGCCUCACAGUUUAUUCACUUUCCUAAAGAUGAAGCUACUGUACAGGCCCUGAAGGAUGACUUUUAUGCGCUGGCAGGAAUGCCGGGAGUGCUGGGGGUGGUUGACUGCACUCACGUGGCAAUCAAAGCACCAAAUGCUGAGGACCUGUCCUAUGUGAACCGAAAGGGUCUCCAUUCCCUGAACUGCCUCAUGGUGUGUGAUUCCAGAGGAGUCCUCCUUAGUGCUGAAACGCACUGGCCAGGCAGCCUGCCUGACUGCACGGUGUUAGAACAGGCAGCCCUCACAAGCCAGUUUGCAACUGAGCUACAUAAAGAUGGCUGGCUCCUUGGUGACAGCUCUUUCUUGCUCCGGACGUGGCUGAUGACCCCUCUGCACAUUCCCGAGACGCCUGCAGAGUACCGCUACAACAUGGCCCAUUCCGCCACUCACAACGUCAUUGAGCGCACCUUCAGAACCAUUCGGUCGCGGUUCCGCUGCCUCGAUGGCUCCAAAGGCACCCUGCAGUAUUCUCCAGAGAAGUCCAGCCACAUCAUUCUGGCCUGCUGCGUGCUUCAUAACAUCUCCCUGCAGCAUGGGCUGGACGUGUGGUCUGCACCAGCCACAGGACACAUGGAACAAUCGGAAGAAGAAUAUGAGCAAAUGGAAUCAGUGGACUCGGAAGCCUGUCGUGUUCGUCAGGAGCUUUUACUUACUCAUUUUAGCUAAUGUUGUGACAGAGAGAAGGCUUUUAGUUAUCUGGAGCAAAUGUGCCCCUUCCUCUUCUUUAAGCCUGUAAAGACUUAAGCAGAUGUGAGACGAGAAGAAAUAUACUCUCUUCAUUUCAGGCAAAUUUCUGAACUUCUCUCAAUCUCUCCAGAGAUUCCAUUUAAUUGGGACAUUUUUGCUGUCACGAUGCUUACAGGCGCCUCAUUCACUUGAGAACAACGACUAAUGUGACGACGGUGGGAAAAUUAGGGAAAUUGUCUUUUAUAGUGAUGGAAAAUUUGUAAACCUUGCACUGUUUUACAAAGCAACAAUUCUAUUCCACUGUGUAACUCAAAACACUUAUGAUUAAUUUUUUAAACAGUAUUUUGCAC
Molecule: messenger RNA, 1840 nt
Organism: Camarhynchus parvulus
Lineage: Eukaryota; Metazoa; Chordata; Aves; Passeriformes; Thraupidae
Gene: HARBI1
Product: harbinger transposase derived 1
Exons: 2
Coding region: 294-1469 (391 amino acids)
Source: RefSeq, a predicted model, not a curated record